CGGGUUGAGAUCGUGCUUAAGACUUCCAAUUCCCAUUUACACUUGGGUGAAGCGGUUACACCUGAAAGGGGAAGGCUGGAGUCAAACAAUUUAACUCAAAUAUCUGGGAACGAUUUCGCGCUUUGCAAGACAUUCCAGGACUUCGAGUUCCAAUCCGCGGAACGGAGUCGCCUGACAGCUGCCGGAAGUGAGGCUGCGCGGAAUGGCCGCUGCUGCGACCAUGGCCGCAGCUGCCCGGGAGCUGGUGCUGCGGACCGGGGCCUCAGAUAUGGAGGAGGAAGAGGGCCCGCUGGGGGGUGGUCCGGGUCUUCAGGAGCCAUUGCAACUUGGAGAGUUGGACAUCACCUCUGAUGAAUUCAUCCUGGAUGAAGUGGAUGUUCACAUUCAGGCAAAUCUGGAGGAUGAGUUAGUAAAGGAAGCUCUUAAAACGGGCGUGGAUCUCCGGCACUAUUCAAAGCAGGUUGAACUGGAGCUACAACAGAUUGAGCAGAAAUCCAUUCGGGAUUAUAUCCAAGAGAGUGAGAACAUAGCUUCUCUGCACAACCAGAUCACAGCCUGCGAUGCUGUCCUUGAGCGCAUGGAGCAGAUGUUGGGAGCUUUUCAGAGUGAUCUCAGCUCCAUCAGCUCUGAGAUCAGGACACUGCAGGAACAGUCAGGCGCCAUGAAUAUUCGGCUUCGAAACCGCCAGGCUGUCCGGGGGAAACUGGGGGAGCUUGUCGAUGGCCUAGUGGUGCCCUCUGCUCUUGUCGCGGCAAUUCUGGAGGCACCAGUGACAGAGCCCAGGUUCCUGGAGCAGCUGCAGGAACUGGAUGCCAAGGCAGCUGCAGUCCGAGAGCAGGAAGCUAGAGGGACGGCGGCCUGUGCAGACGUCAGAGGCGUUCUUGACCGGCUCCGGGUCAAGGCAGUGACGAAGAUCCGGGAGUUCAUCCUUCAGAAGAUUUAUUCCUUCAGAAAACCCAUGACCAACUAUCAGAUCCCCCAGACGGCCCUGCUGAAGUACAGGUUCUUCUAUCAGUUCCUGCUGGGCAAUGAACGAGCAACAGCGAAGGAGAUAAGGGACGAAUACGUGGAGACGCUGAGCAAGAUCUACCUGUCUUACUACCGCUCUUACCUGGGACGGCUCAUGAAGGUGCAGUAUGAGGAAGUCGCUGAGAAGGACGAUCUAAUGGGCGUGGAAGAUACAGCAAAGAAAGGAUUCUUCUCAAAACCAUCCCUCCGCAGCAGGAACACCAUCUUCACCCUGGGGACCCGUGGCUCUGUCAUCUCCCCCACUGAACUGGAGGCACCCAUCCUCGUGCCCCACACCGCCCAGCGGGGAGAACAGCGGUAUCCUUUUGAGGCCCUCUUCCGCAGCCAGCACUACGCCCUCCUGGACAACUCCUGCCGUGAAUAUCUUUUCAUCUGUGAAUUCUUUGUUGUGUCCGGCCCAGCUGCACACGACCUCUUCCAUUCUGUCAUGGGCCGUACACUCAACAUGACCCUGAAACACCUGGAGUCCUAUCUGGCUGACUGUUACGACGCCAUUGCUGUUUUUCUCUGUAUCCACAUUGUCCUCCGAUUCCGCAACAUUGCAGCCAAGAGGGAUGUUCCCGCUCUAGACAGGUACUGGGAACAGGUGCUUGCCUUGCUGUGGCCACGGUUUGAACUGAUCCUGGAGAUGAAUGUCCAGAGCGUCCGAAGCACUGACCCUCAGCGCCUUGGGGGGCUGGAUACUCGGCCUCACUAUAUCACACGCCGAUAUGCAGAGUUCUCCUCUGCUCUUGUCAGCAUCAACCAGACGAUUCCCAACGAACGGACGAUGCAGCUGCUGGGCCAACUCCAGGUGGAAGUGGAGAAUUUUGUCCUCCGAGUGGCAGCUGAGUUCUCCUCGAGGAAGGAGCAGCUUGUGUUUCUGAUCAACAACUAUGACAUGAUGCUGGGUGUGCUGAUGGAACGGGCAGCAGAUGACAGCAAAGAGGUUGAAAGUUUCCAGCAGCUGCUCAAUGCUCGGACACAGGAAUUCAUUGAAGAGUUGCUGUCUCCCCCUUUUGGGGGUUUGGUGGCAUUUGUGAAGGAAGCUGAGGCUUUGAUUGAGCGUGGACAAGCUGAACGACUUCGAGGGGAAGAAGCCCGGGUUACUCAGCUGAUCCGUGGCUUUGGUAGUUCCUGGAAAUCAUCGGUGGAGUCUCUAAGUCAGGAUGUAAUGCGGAGUUUCACCAACUUCAGAAAUGGAACCAGUAUCAUCCAGGGAGCGCUGACCCAGCUGAUACAGCUCUAUCAUCGUUUCCACCGGGUGCUGUCUCAGCCCCAGCUCCGAGCCCUCCCUGCCCGGGCUGAGCUCAUCAACAUCCACCACCUCAUGGUGGAGCUCAAGAAGCACAAGCCCAACUUCUAAUGUGCGGGACCUGGGAGUCACCCACCCUCUUGAUGGCCUUCUGUACCCCUUCCCAUGCCCUUCGUUGCCUGGGGUCCCCCUUCCAAUUUUCCACUUGCCUCCUGGGCCCUUGACAUGCCUGAGCCUGCCUUCAUUGCCAGGAUCCUGCCUCAUCAGGAUAAGCUGGAUCCCCUUGGCUUUCUGACUCUCCUAUGUCUUCAGGUUUCCCAGAACCACUUCCUCUUGGGCUUCCAAAAUGACCUUUAUUAUUUUUCCCAUUUUGUCAUUCCCUUCCUUCCCCCGACUGUCCCACACCCAAGGCUCUUUUCUUCUUGCAGUCAAACUUUCAUUGCCACAAUCUCUUGUUCAUUCAGCUCUUAUCACCAUGUCGUGAGGUGUGACACCUCAGCUCUUGGAAUUGGUUUGGUAAGGGGAGACUGCCCCAUAAUGGUUGGGGUUUUUUGUCUGUUCUUUCAUUCAAUGUGGUUUCGUUUCUUUUUUUUUUUUUAAUUUAGUG
Molecule: messenger RNA, 2870 nt
Organism: Vicugna pacos (alpaca)
Lineage: Eukaryota; Metazoa; Chordata; Mammalia; Artiodactyla; Camelidae
Gene: VPS52
Product: VPS52 subunit of GARP complex
Biological process (GO): endocytic recycling; lysosomal transport; retrograde transport, endosome to Golgi
Cellular component (GO): GARP complex
Molecular function (GO): syntaxin binding
Source: RefSeq, a predicted model, not a curated record